Suncus etruscus (white-toothed pygmy shrew) is the source of this 1324-nucleotide messenger RNA. It is a transcript of the gene TRADD, whose product is annotated as TNFRSF1A associated via death domain. Gene Ontology annotation, molecular function: transmembrane receptor protein tyrosine kinase adaptor activity. The transcript has 5 exons. Gene Ontology annotation, cellular component: tumor necrosis factor receptor superfamily complex. The record is from RefSeq and is a predicted model, not a curated record. Gene Ontology annotation, biological process: extrinsic apoptotic signaling pathway; positive regulation of canonical NF-kappaB signal transduction. Bases 49 to 978 code for a protein of 309 amino acids. Lineage: Eukaryota; Metazoa; Chordata; Mammalia; Eulipotyphla; Soricidae.
CCCGGGCAGGCGUGGGAACGGACCGGGCGGCGGCGGGCAGCAGGCAAGAUGGCAGCUCAGCCCAAUGGGCCUGAGAACUGGUGGGCAGUGCUUACCUGUUUUGUGGAAUCCACUCUGGACAAGGUGGCCCUGUCUGAUGCCUACGCUCACCCCCAGCAGAAGGUGGCAGUGUACAAGGCUCUGCUGACGGCGUUGACAGAAAGCUGCGGAAGUCCAGAAGAGCUGCAGAUACUCAAGAUCCACCGCAGCGACCCGCAGCUGAUCAUUCAGGUGCGUUUCUGCCGGCGCCAGGCAUGCAGCCUCUUCCUGCGCUCCUAUCGCGAGGGGGCGUUGCGCGCCGCGCUGCAAAAGUGCCUGGCGGCGGCGCUUGCCUUGCGCGUGGUGCCGCUGCAACUAGAACUGCGCGCGGGCGCUCAGCUGCUGGACCCCUUGCUGACCGACGAGGAGCGCUGUUUGAGCUGCAUCCUCGCCGAGAAGCCCGACCGGCUCCGGGACGAGGAACUCGCUGAGCUGGAGAACUCGCUCCGGAAUCUUUCGUGCGGCUCGGGCAGCCAGGUCAGCGACAAAACUGUCGCCACCUCGCAGACUCUGACGACCUCCCCCUCGAAGGAGAAGCCGUCGCCGCCGCCGCCCGCUGGCCAGACUUUCAUGUUCCAGGGCCUUCCAGUAGAGAACCGGCCGCUGAACAUACAGGACCAGCAGACCUUCGCGCGCUCGGUGGGCCUCAAGUGGCGCAAGGUGGGGCGCUCACUGCAGCGCAGCUGCCGCGCCUUGCGGGACCCGGCGCUGGACUCUCUGGCCUACGAGUACGAGCGCGAGGGCCUGUACGAGCAGGCCUUCCAGCUGCUGCAACGCUUCAAGCAGGCCGAGGGCCGCCGUGCCACCCUGCAGCGCCUGGUGGAGGCGCUCGAGGAGAACGAGCUCACCAGCCUGGCCGAGGAUUUGCUGGGCUUGGCACAACCCGAUGGCUUAGCCUAAGCUGCCAGAGGUGACGGCCCAGCCAGGCUUCGGAGCCUCUACGUGACUCUAGGGUUCCCCUUUGCUGCUACUGUUGACCGUCCUGGCCAUCCACAGGACUUUGCGGCCACACUUGCAUUCGACCUAGCACAUCUGCUGGGGCUGUCCUCUCCAGGAAUGGGAUGGGCAUCCACCUUGCCCCUCAUCUGCCGUGGAUGCUAUGGAGGAUUCAGCCUAAAUACCUUGACAGAGACAGAGAGUACAAGUGACCGGUGGCAAAGUUCCGUAUCACACUCUCUCUCCCGCCUUAGAAGAGGUGCUCCAGGGCCCACCCUUGCCGCCUUCACUAAUGGAAGAUGACAAACAC